Histoplasma mississippiense is the source of this 642-nucleotide messenger RNA. RefSeq lists its product with no specific name. The coding region runs from base 1 to 642 and encodes 213 amino acids. Gene Ontology annotation, cellular component: RNA polymerase III complex; nucleus. The record is from RefSeq and is a predicted model, not a curated record. Gene Ontology annotation, biological process: DNA-templated transcription. The transcript has 2 exons. Lineage: Eukaryota; Fungi; Ascomycota; Eurotiomycetes; Onygenales; Ajellomycetaceae.
AUGACGUCUACUAUAAGAAAUGCAACGGCUCCUGCACCCGCACCCGCACCCGCACCCGCCUCUACAAACACAACAACCCCUCCCCCCACAGCCGACGACCCCGUAAUAGCUUCCUACGAUAUCUACAUAACCGAUUCUCAAAUACGGCGCUUCCUCCUCCAAUACCCAGACCGCCAGGCCACACAGCCCUACAACGCCGCAACGCACCAGAAACCUACAGAGCUCCGUCUGAAACCGCGUACGGGCCUCGUGGAAGUCGACAUACCGAUCAACACGCAUGUCAACUACGAUGAGAAGAAGGGGCGUAGAUACGGCAAUGCGCUGAGGAGGAGUAGGGUCAUUGCUGAAGGGGGCACGAUGGGGAUGGCGGGUGGGUUUAAUCCCGGGGCGAGGGCUAAGGGGUUGACUGUUGGUACUGGUACUGGUGCUGGUGCUGGCGUUGUGGGUGUUGAGGAUGAGGAGGAUGAGAUUACGACGGGAAAGAGGGAGGAGACAGCAGAUUUUUUGCGGGGGAUGAGGAGGAUAUGCUGGGAUUAUGAAGAUGAGAAGGCGGGAGUCAUCAUGACCACACAGACGCUCGAGGGGAAGAUUAAAGGAGCCUGUUUGAUGGGGACCCGGUUUAUAAUGUUGGGGGGCUUUUAG